UGAAUCAUAAAAUACAUUGCAACUCACAAGUCAACUUUAAGUUGUGCAAAUCAUUUUAAUCACUUAUAUUUUAAUUGCUCACAUUGACUCCAUAUAAUAGCACAAUAUACAUAUAUGUAUAUAUAUAUAUAUGUAUAUAUACAUAUUUGAGAAAAAAUUAAAGAUAUAAUUAUUUAUAUAAAUUUAAUUAAAAUCGAUACUGUUUAUGAAUUUAACCUCGCAUAAUUGACAGUCAAUUACAAUUAUUGACUCCAUUUGCUAUGCUAUUGUUUAUGUCAUGUAUUAGCUGAAAUACACGUUUAUUUACAUAUAAAAUUCAUGAAGAAAUACAAAGUUUUCUCUGAAAAACCAGCCAAGAUUUACGGUAAGGAGAGUGAUAAAUAAUUUCAUUGACAAAUGUGUUAUUCAUAUAAGCGUAAGUAUAUGUGAAUGAUGUCCACACUUUUCGUUUCCCUUUUUACGUCUAAACUCUUACAUCUAGACAUAAGAUGUUUGAUUCUUUGAUUGAUAUAUUAUUCUGAUCAAUUCUGAUGUCAAUGCUAGACAACUAGAUUAGGGCUAGACCUUAGACCCUAGACCCUAGACCUUAGACCCUAAACCCCUCCUUUCAUUCUCAUUCUCAUUAUCGGUAACUGAUGUUCAGUCUGUACAUUUAUACGUCUAUGACUCUGGAUUCGCCAUCUGGCGAUCCAGGUACGAAAGCAUCUGUUAUUUGCUCAACUGCGAUGUGCUCCAAUUUAUGGAAUUCGCCGCGGAUGUACGAACGGAUCUCUCUGCUGUUGUGCGAUUGUCCUGCAUAAUCCUGAAGGAGUGGAGAAUGUAGCAGUGUAUAGCGAAUGAUGUUCUUUUGCGAGAUUGGGACGAGAAACAGUUAGCAAUUGCGUCGUUCGUGCGCCGUUGCGAUAUCGCGAUAAAGGCAGGGUGGUGGGCGGAUCACGUCUCAUCGAGGUCGAUGAUCAACAAUCACGCGUCCCGCUCCCGCGAGCUCGAAGGCUGAAGGGCCGUGAUGUUGAGAUUCUUAUCGCGGCGAAGGGCGCGUAGCGUCAGCGGCCAGACCGCUUCGUCUCAGAUAAAAAAUCAGAGAUUGCACAGUAAUAAGAAUGUCGUGCAGUGCAGGGUGGUGCUGCUGGAUGGCACGGAUUUACCUAUAGAGUUGUCAAAAAAGGCCUUGGCUGGUGACUUAUACGAACAAGUAUUUUAUAGCUUAGACUUAAUAGAGAAAGAUUAUUUUGGAUUGCAAUAUACAGAUAGUAAUAAUGUUCAACAUUGGUUGGAUCCAACAAAACCUAUUAAAAAGCAAGUUAAAAUAGGACCACCAUACACACUUAGAUUAAAAGUAAAGUUCUAUUCUUCGGAACCAAAUACACUGCGCGAAGAGUUAACGCGAUAUCAAUUCUUUUUGCAAUUGAAGCAAGAUAUUUUCGAAGGCAAGCUUCAAUGUCCUCAUCAAGUUACAGUUCAGUUAGCUGCUCUGGCUCUUCAAUCUGAACUAGGAGACUAUGAUCCCACUGUACAUAGUGCCGCGACUGUCUCGGAAUUCCGUUUCGUGCCUGGUCAAACAGAGCAGAUGGAAUUGGAGAUAUUAGAGGAAUAUAUCAAGUGUAGCGGUCUUAGUCCAGCUCAAGCAGAAUCUACCUAUCUUAGCAAAGCCAAAUGGCUGGAUAUGUAUGGCGUCGACAUGCACACCGUCCUCGGAAAGGAUGCCUGCGAGUACUCUUUGGGAUUAACUCCAACUGGAAUUCUGGUUUUCGAAGGUUCGCAGAAAAUAGGGCUCUUCUUUUGGCCGAAAAUUGGCCGUUUGGAUUUUAAAAAGAAGAAACUGACGCUAGUGGUCGUAGAGGAAGAUGAUGAAGGCAGGGGCGAGCAGGAGCACACGUUCGUGUUUAGAUUGGUGAAUGAGAAGGCUUGCAAGCAUCUGUGGAAAUGCGCGGUGGAGCAUCAUGCUUUCUUCCGUCUGCGCGCGCCAGUCAAGGGCGCCAGCGGCCGUCAAAAUUUCUUCCGCAUGGGUUCACGUUUCCGUUAUAGCGGUAAGACGGAGUUUCAGACUACGCAACUAAAUAGAGCGCGCCGCACCGUGCAAUUCGAACGACGACCGAGUCAAAGGUACGCGCGACGACAGAGUCACGUUCUUCGUGAGCGACAACGUCAACAACAGCAAGUAGAUCAACCACAGCCAUCACCGCCUCCAGCCGAGGAAGAAUCCUUGCAGCGUCAGCCGAGUCGAUCUAGUACAAAAUCUAGUACGGACUCGUCGAGCGUCCAGGGUACAUCGUCGCCUUUGGUAGAUUCCUUGCUGAAAUCUCUUGCCAAAGAUCAACAACCUCUGGAAGCCAGGAACCAGACGACGAUUGUCAAUAGCGAGAAGGAAUCGGAGCCUAUGAAGACCAGUUUAACGGUCGAAACUAUCACUAAUCAAGUGCAGCUAGUGCCUAACAAUCAAGUGGGUGGAACGUUGUCGUUGCCCCCUCGAACACCGAUUCCACCGGAAUCUUUAAAGUGUAACAUACUGAAAGCAACUCUCGAGCAGGGCAAAAACUCAAAUUUGGUUUCCAUUACGUCCGCAGAUGGAUCGGGAGCGAUCACGAAAAAGAAUCAGCACUCGGAUGCUGCGACCAUCGUCUCCGUGGGCGGUGAUAAAUUGACUCUCUCCGUAAGCGGCGCGGCGACAGCGCUAAAUAAUCCUUCUACAGAUGAUGCUGUAACCGUAACGCAUUUCUCGCUGGACAGUUGGGGACAGAUCGAACAGAAGACAACACCGUUAAGUCCGAAAGUGUCGAAUCAAUCCCAAAAUCCUUUCAAUCCAUUCACUAACGACACUAGCAAUGACACAUCUAAUACACACGAAGUAGCUUCCGAGGAGGAAGUGAAACCGGAAGACGAUAAGAAAAAGAAUACCAAUCCGUUCAUAGAUUCGAAUCCGUUCUUGGGCAUACUCAAUCCCUUCAAAGAUUUACAGCCAGUUACAAUGGAGAAGAAAGUCGAGGCGGACACGGAAAAAACCGGAGCACGUGUCGUUAAAACCGAAGAGAUACAGACGACUACUACGACACUCACACACAAGGAUGAAAGUCAAGCGGUGUCAGACAUCAGUCCCUGGUUAGUGGCGGAUCCAUCGCAGAGUCCAACGCCUGAUCAAACACCAACUAAACAUACAGUCAUCACAAGAAAAACGGUAAUUACCACACAGUUAUAAAAUAUUUAUUAAGUACAAAGGAAAUAUAAUGUUGAUGUGCAAUACGCGAGAAAAUAGUAUCAACAUGUAUAUUUACUCUGAUCUUCCUCGGACUGCCUGCAUCUCUUUUACUCGAUGCACUUAUGCAGAGAAGAUUAUAGAAAUGCAUAAUGUUAGUAACAUGAUUAAAAUUGGGCACAUAAAAAUGAACUAUUUAUUAAAAAAAUACUUUUCAUCCGAAAAGAUUCUAAGUUGUACUUAAGUAUGUAAGAGCAGCUACACUAUUGGGAAGGCAUUGCUUAAGUCAUUAUUAUAAAUUUCUGUGUCGGUUAAUAAGGAUCAUUUUAUGAUGACCACAUAAGGAUUUGUGUAACGAAGCGAAUUUCUAUGUAUAGCACCACAAACAUUCCUUAAUUUUACAUAAUGCGUGUUAAGUUAACAUCUUAAACUUGCGCAUUGAUAAAAUAAGUGUCCUUAUCGCCCCUGCCAAUAUAUAUAUUGUAAGUAUAUAAGCAAGAGAUCUAUUCGUUUUAACUACAUGCGUUUUCUUUUUGCAAUUUGAUAUUAUUUUGAUAUUAUUUGAUAUUCUUUCUUCCUACUGAGCAUACGCUCAUUUCGCUUUAGAUGUAGACAAAGCUAUAACUAAAAUGAAUAGAUCUCCAUGGGACAACAUGUAUUGUUCAUGUUCGAAUCCACGCAUUUCUAAAGUAAUAUUUUUGUACUACUAAUCACUGUGCCUUAAAAUUUAACAUGGGAUGAACAAAUAUGUGAUUAUGCAAAUAUUAGGAAAUAAAAAAGACCCCGUAUUCGCUUUAUGACUGAUUAAAAAUAUAUAAGUAUAUUAUACUCCCGUUAUAUAAUAGCAUAUAAAUUAUAUAAAUAAUUUUUAUAAGAGUAUUUAUAGAUCUGACUAACAAUAAGACUUUUUAAAAACAGUUUUAUCGGCGAAUCAUAAAUUUGGUAUAAUUAAUCAGUUCGAUCAAUAAUAUUGAUUCUACUUUUUAAAAGACAUUUCUGUCGAUAAUAUAUUUAUAUAAUAUAUUAGAAUGACAAUACAAUAGAUGAACGAAUAAAGAUUUAAUACGAGUCGUCGUCAGUUUUAAAUAAAGCACAACUUGUGCCUCAAUCUUGCAGCUAUAAUGAUAUAUAUAUUCGUUUUUAAUAUUCCAUGUCUAUGAAACUAAAAUCGAAUUUUUAUGUAUAUAUAGCAGAAUAUAUUCUCCUGAGAUAUAUGUUUUUAUUUGUUCCUUUUUGAUUUAUAUAUUCUUCUCUCAUGCCAUAAUUUUGAUACAAAUUAUGAUAGAUAUAUCGCAAAAUAAUACGUCGUUAUUAAAUAUAAACAUAUAUACAGGAUGUUCCAGUUUAACCUUGUAUAGUUGUAACAUUCCAUUGCCCCGCAUGUAAUAACGUUAUAAUUGCCACAUCGAAGUGAUAUGACACAGUAUUUUAAUACAAACAAUGCAUUUAAUUACAAGCGGGACCUUAAUAGCAUUUGAAUGCUUGUUAUGCUUUAGAGAAAGGAAGCAGCUGUUCUCUUUAAUUGAUUCUCUUUUACAUUAUGUAAAACUAAAAACUAUAUAAAUCUAAACAUUGUAUUUAGUAUACAAUAUUUAAUAUUAUUGCAACAUAUCAUAUUUGAUUGAAAGAAUAUGUAUUUUAUUAAAUUUUAUUUAAUGUCGAGAAAUGUCGAGCGACAACACACACACACGUACAUAUAUAUAUAUAUAUAUAUAUAUAUAUAUAUAUAUAUAUAUAUAUAUAUAUAUGUAUGUAUGUAUAUACACAUAUAUAUACACACUAUGAUUUCAAAGCUAAUAUAUCCAUAUAUACAUUUUUAUA
Molecule: messenger RNA, 5011 nt
Organism: Cataglyphis hispanica
Lineage: Eukaryota; Metazoa; Arthropoda; Insecta; Hymenoptera; Formicidae
Gene: yrt
Product: band 4.1-like protein 5
Exons: 6
Coding region: 1007-3193 (728 amino acids)
Cellular component (GO): cytoskeleton
Molecular function (GO): cytoskeletal protein binding
Source: RefSeq, a predicted model, not a curated record